AUGCAGGAAUGUGAAAGAAACACAAGGAUUGCGCAAAAAGUAAUGCUUAGAGCUAUGUAAAUCUGUGUAGGACAUGUACAACAAAUGGCCAAAUACGGUGGCAAGAUGAAAGCAUGAUUGGACAUGACCCAAAAGGUGCAUGACAAACAGAUAAACUUUAUUGCGAUGAAUCCUAUUUGGUUUAUAUUUGAAAAUUUAACAGUGGCUUUAGAUAAUAGUUGAAACUGAUAAGUCUGUGUUAAAACCUAUGUAAUAAGUAUUGGUUAAAGAAAUGGAAGUAAAUACAGGUUAAGUGGUUAACAAUUUUUAUUUUCGUUCUGAUUUUUGAGUUAAUUAAAGAGAUAAUAAAUACAACUUGUGGUUUAAGAACAUCUUUUAAGGAGUGGAUAUGAAGUUUUUGAAAUUCCUGAUUUAAUUAUACAGCUAAUAGUGUCCAAUAAGAGAAUUUAGUUGUGAGAAACAAAAACAGAAAGUUUGGGUAUUGUUGAAAUAGUUAUAUGACAUUGGUUAGAUUAUAAACAAUAUAAAGUAACGGUAGACACUAGAAGAGGAAGGGGUCAGUCUUUUAAAUGUACAGUGCCGACUUAUUAGUCGAUGAAAGAAUGUCGAAUAUACAUAGGUGUAAGGAUUGUCAUAUGAACUUUAAUGCACCACAUUUACUAGCAAAACAUAAACAGAAAUUUUGUGUGGGCAGUACCAGCGAUCCUGAUGAUCUUCAGCUUCGACGAGGAUUUCGGUCAACGUCUCCCCGAGUAAUACUGUCACCAGAUAGGCCUCUCACAGAUUCAGCACUCACAUUAAAUAAAAAGGAUGACUACAGACGAAAUCCAAACCAAGAUCAACAGUUACGCAGCCUGGCUGAGAACCAUGGCAGACAAAUGGAAUAUCUUAACUUAAGAAACAGGGAUCUAGAAAAACAAAGAGAGGACAUAAGAAAACAAUUGGAAAAUCUAGGUCGUAAAACUGUUCCCCCACCACAUGACAAUACAGCAGAGUUAUUGCGAGAAUUAAGAGAACAGGAGAUGAGAAACCAAAGAGCACUUGAUGACCUCAGACGACAGUUACAGGAUCUUCAUGGAAACCAAAAAAUUAAUGUCAUUGAAAUAGAGAAGCCUGUGUACCAGCAACCACCUCCGCCACCCCCACCACAACCAGAACCACCAAAGAGAUCACUUGUAUUUCCAGUUUAUUACGGAAAAUCUCUGGUAGCAGAAAUCAGUGCAAUUAGGCAAGCCUAUUUACAGAAUGGAGGUAAUGAUCCAGAUGUCUUGGCACAGAUGUCACAAAUGCAAGCUGAGGCCCAGGCCAUAGAAGACCAAAUGAACCAAAAACCAGAACAUAAAUCACCACGUGAAAAACCAAGAGAUAAUGAUGCAACAUUUAGGAUGCUUGAGAUGGAAAAUGACAGAUUAAACCAACAGUUACGUCUGCUACAAGAACAAAAUCUGCUUGCACAGAAUAGGAACAAAUCAGAUAAAGAAGAUGAGCUGGAAAGGGAACUAAGACGUCUACAACGUGAACAUUUGGAGAAAAUGUACGGCUUACAGAAAGAGCUUGAUGAUUUACGAGUAUUGCUAAUGAUGCAGCGUAACCAGCCGCCACCCCCAACACAACCAAACACAAUAAUCCAUCAAGCCCCACAACCUCAGUUCAACCUGCUGCGAGAAAAGACUCCAUGGUUAUUACAGAAACCAUAUGUCGAAGUGGAACCAAUGGCACCAUAUGACCAAUAUCUCCGAUCAGUGAUAGAUAUUGCGGGGUUUGUGAUCUUCUAUGAUUUUAUCUUAUCUCUGGAUCCUACAAUACAAGCAUGCCGCCUGGUUGUUGGUUUACACAGUUCAUCAGCAGUGAUGGGAGAGCCAACGGUGUUACCGACCGUGUACACAGAGCCGGCUACACGCGGGGAGAGAUACAACUAUAACUAUUCUAAUGCUGUAAUAGGAGCAAAACAACCUGUUCCAAAAUGUCCACCUGAAUCUGAUCUUGGUAUAGUAACUGAACUUCAAGCAAGUGGUGGUCCUGCUUCAGAACAUGACCGUAACAGUCUGAUAACUAGAGCAUGGACCAAGAUUCCUUUGUUUGAUAAUAAUAGUCGCCUGAUAGCCGGUAGAUUCAGGAUACCGAUGAGAAAUGUGCCAAUUAAACCUUUCCUUCAUGUCAGUCAAAUACAACGUGUGCCAAAGUAUGGGGAUGCAGAGUUAUACUACAGGAUUGUGAACAUGAGAGAUGCUGAGAUACACUCCAUGGCCCAGAUCUCUGCUGCCAACUACAACCAGUAUACUCAUCCUCAGUGGAUAGUAGAGGCUCCGGAAAUCAACAUUCCGGUGUACACACCUAAAAAAAAUAUACCCCCACCACCUACAGCUAGCCCCUUACAUACACCAAGAAAACAGAAGAGGGGAAGCGCACAGCAGGUGCCGGUAACCCCGCAGGACCGCCUACCCUCCAUCCAACGCAGAGCGCCUCGCUCAACUUCUCCCCCUCAAAUUAUGGCACUCCAAGAUAUGACAUUGGGGUUCCAGGUGGACCGGGUUAAACAUGCAGAGCCGGGGGAGGGGAAAGUUAGACUCACUGCUUAUUAUGCUUCUACUGGAAAGGUUGUACAAUCAUCUACCAGCCCUGUCACCUGUAGUACUACAGCAGUUCGCUCUAAUUUUAAGUUUGGCUACCAUGUUUUUGGUCAACAAGAAGCGUCUUUUCAGGAUGUAGAGUACCAGGGUGACAUGGUCCUUAUUGCUCGCCUCUACCUCAAGAAACGUCAGUCUGAUGCGUUAGAUGAUUUUAUGAUGCCAGAUCAGGGUGCACAAGAAGCCUCGUUAUAUGACGAGGAGACUUGUGUAGCCUGGUCAUACCUGCCUCUAGUCAACUGUGAGGAGAACUUAUCUGUUAAGAAGAGAAGAACUUUCAAUCCUAACAUCAUGUCCAUAAAUCAAGGCACUCAUACCAUUCCACUUUUUCAACCACCCAUUGCUGAACCCAAUCAGAUCCCUGUUAGUGAUCAACCAUAUUCCAGGGACUUGCAACGAUAUGGCAAAGCCACCUUGAGAAUUUAUAUAUUCCAAGGUCAGCCUAGACCAGGCUCUCUAACCCCUAGUGACAUCUCUGAUGUUGAUGAUGAAGAUACAUUACCUGAGUUUGCAUGGUUACCUUUAGAAAGAAAGACUCCAAUUAAAGAACCGUUCCUGUUAGGAGAUGGUUUUGAUGUAUAUAUUGAUGCAUGUAGAUACCUACCUGACUCUGCUACCUUUACUAAGGUUGCUGGACGUAUACUUGACCGCCGCUACGAAUUGUAUGGCAAAGAUAUAAACACAGGUGUGAAAUUAGACAGUGAUGUCUAUAAUCCAGUGUACGAAGAAAAAGUAGAAUUUAGAGAGACAAAUAUACCACCAACUGCUACACUACUUCUUAAGGUUUAUACAAUAGACAAUUUUUACAAGACACUGACUGUAGUGGGAUAUAGUACACUGAACAUUUUUGUAGAGACCGGGACAGAGAGGCAGCCUGUAGUUGAUAAACCUAUGCAAGUGUCAUUGAAUGAAGGAGCUCAUCAGUUACGAUUAUUUGCCCAGGGACCUAAUGGUGUUGAUCCCCUGACAGAAGCAUGCUUGCGUGAUUCUGGUACUAGGAUCGUACCAUGUUCCUCUGUCCUGGUGAGGCUUGUUAAAGUGACAAGGGGCUCUGGUGGGAAAGCCCUCGAGUCCAGUAAAGUUCCAAAGGGAGAUUGGCUACGUAUGGGAUUAUGGCAGCCACGCCCAAAGUACUCAGACCGUGUUUAUUACUCCUCAAAGGCAAUGCCGACACGUGGAGAGACUCGACUCUUCCACAGUAUGAUGCGACGUACACGGAGAACAAUACGCGAAGUUAUAGCACUUGUUGCCUCUGCAAAGGAAAGCUUCUUACGGAGUGAUAAAAACAUGGAAGAAUACAUCAGAAAUCAACUGACAAAGACACCAGAUGUGAAAACCUUGGAACAAGAUCUGAACUUUAUCUGCCAGUAUAGUCCAAAACAUGGCAUCAAGGUGGCUGUGGACAGUGCGGUAAAUCUCCCCUGGUCAAACUUUACCCAUGCUCAUAUGUGUCUCAACCCUCCAGCAGCCUUUUAUCUGGGUGCUCCACAUGCAACCUAUGACAAGUUAACAUUUACAGAACUUCUUGAUGUCAGAAGUACAAAUACUUCACCCACGUGGAAAGAUGGCUUUAAGCAUUUUCCUCGACGUUCAUAUCAUCGUUUCCUCACUAUGAUUAUUCAUCUACAAGAAAUCUCAGUCAGUGUAGCAAAAGAAAACUACAAAUAUGGUCUUCUAGAGCAGGCUUGGACAGCAGUGCAAAUAUUCACAGACAAGUAUUGUACUACUCAGGCGUUCCAACUUCCUUUAUUUGCUGGUUCUCCUUCACAAACAAUACUCAAACAGCUGGCAAGGGAACCAUGCAAGGAAUGGAUGGAGAGAAACAUCAGAAAUAAUGGGAUCCACUUGCUGGAGGGAUCGUCUAUAUUUGUGCGUGUAGCAGAUGCCCGCAGAGAUGAUGAACUUGCCUCAGAUAUCUCUCAUAAUAAAUUGGUUGAGGUAAACACAGACUAUAUUCCCGUUGGUCUUGAGGAAACGUUCUCUCGUGAGAGGCCAGGCAAACCCCUCGAGAGUUUAGUUCCAGUUGGGAAAACACCUGAACAAUUUGUAGAGAAUCUCAAGGUCAAAUUUAAGAGUCUGGUAUACAAGCUAUAUGAGGAAGGAAAUGUGAACAAGUGAAUUGAGGUCAAGGUCAAAAUGAAAAAGAAGUAGGUCAAGCAGGUUUCCAUAGCAGCAGAUAUGUGAUAUCAUGUAGACAACAUUUAAAUCAGAUAUGAUUCAUGAAUCAGAAAUGGGUUCAAAGUUGAAAAUAAUCGCAUAAAGACAGUGAUUUUUUUUUAUUUGAAACUGUUGUGGCAUGAUUUUAGAUUUGGGUUGAAAAUUCUUCUUGGGUGGAAAAUUCAUCCUGGUAUAUUAUUUAUUCAGAUAUGUUGUGUUUACACAUUAUUUGUUCAAAUAUGUUGUGUAUACACACACAUUUCAAUGCACAUACAUUUUGAAUGGUUAUUUCAUGGCAUGUUGUAGGAUAUAAUAUUAGGUCAACAAUAUUUUAAAAGUACUUUUUGACUACUCUUUACAGAGAUAUCUUUGAUAAUAAAAUAAUAUCAAUAUCUACAGGGCUCAUAAAAAGGAAGGCCAUGUCAUUUGUAGAACUGUAAAAUAUGACGUUAAUAUGCCUAUUAAAAUUUGGUCAAAUUAAUGAAUUAUUUCUGU
Molecule: messenger RNA, 5279 nt
Organism: Ruditapes philippinarum (Manila clam)
Lineage: Eukaryota; Metazoa; Mollusca; Bivalvia; Venerida; Veneridae
Exons: 31
Coding region: 570-4745 (1391 amino acids)
Source: RefSeq, a predicted model, not a curated record